UUCAGCGGUAGAACGACAUGUCAAAACUUUCUGUGUUGACAGAACGAACGCAGAACGUUGACAGAAAAAAACGCUUAAACUCAAAAAGCCUGAAAAGUCGAAUCCGUGUUUGAUUCUCGGUCUAAAGUUGUUAGCGCGAGCGCGCGCGCGAGACCUUUUUUCUGAGUUUAUUUCCUGAUGCGGCCGCACGCGCCAGAGGUCGCUCCCGUUAUCGCCGAUGUGAGUGAGCGCGAGCGCCUCGAAAGCGCCUCGGUAGUGAAACUGGCUCAUCUGUAAAAUCAAGCACAACGGACUCGGAGACUCGUCCGCGCGCAGCCGUGUGUCAGCGUCAACCAGCGCUCAUGGCGGAGUUCACGGAGAAACCAGGAAGCGCCGACGCUGGAACACAGCGCGAGCUCUCGGGCUCGGUGUCGGUAUUAAACGGCGAUUGUGGACUUGCACCAGAUCUGUCUGGAUCAACCGGAGCGGAUAACGCAUCAGACAGCAAACCUGGGAUACCCAGAAAGGCCAGCAUCAUCAAGGAUGGCUCAAGGCAGCGUAAAGAGAGAAAGAAGACUGUAUCCUUCAGCAGCAUGCCCACAGAAAAGAAAAUCAGCAGUGCUAGCGACUGCAUUAAUUCCAUGGUGGACGGCUCCGAGUUGAGGAAAGUGCGGUCCAAUUCGAGAGUUUACUAUCGAUACUUUCUGCUCGAUGCAGACAUGCAGUCUCUCAGGUGGGAGCCAUCGAAAAAGGAGUCAGAUAAAGCCAAAAUUGAUGUGAAGUCCAUUAAGGAUGUGCGGACUGGUAAAAAUACGGACACUUUCAGGACCAACGGCGUUUAUGAUCAGAUUUCAGAAGACUGUGCAUUUUCAAUUAUUUAUGGCGAGAACUAUGAGUCUCUGGAUUUAGUUGCAAACACGGCUGAUGUAGCUAACAUUUGGGUGACAGGACUCAGGUACCUGAUAUCGUAUGGGAAACAUACCCUGAACAUGAUUGAAACUAGUCAGAACAACCUGCGCUCUUCUUGGCUUGGAGAUCUUUUCGAUGAGGCUGAUGUUAAUGGCAGCAAAAGUAUAAGUCUUUGUACCGCUGUACAGCUGAUUAAAAAAUUGAAUCCUGGACUGAAGAAUGUUAAAGUUGAACUCAAAAUCAAAGAGAUGCAUAAAACAAAAGACAAAAUGGGGUGUAAUGUUACAAAGGAGGAAUUUGAUGAGAUCUAUCAUGAUCUUUGCACAAGACCAGAAAUAUAUUUCUUGCUUGUUCAGUUUUCUAGCAACAAAGAAUUUCUUGAUACCAAGGACUUAAUGAUCUUUUUGGAGGCCGAACAAGGUAUGGCCCAGGUUAGUGAAGACACAAGCUUAGAGGUUAUUCGGAGGUAUGAACCAUCCAAAGAGGGGCAACUCAAGGGUUGGCUGUCAUUAGAUGGAUUUACAAACUACCUUAUGUCCAACGACUGCCACAUUUUUGAUCCGGAACAAAAGACUGUAUGCCAAGACAUGAAUCAGCCUUUGUCUCACUAUUACAUUAAUGCGUCUCACAAUACCUACCUAAUCGAAGACCAGUUCAGGGGGCCCUCGGACAUCACAGGGUACAUCCGUGCUUUGAAAAUGGGAUGUAGAAGCGUAGAGCUUGAUGUUUGGGAUGGGCCUGACAACGAGCCAGUAAUUUACACAGGUCAUACCAUGACAUCUCAGAUUGUCUUCCGCAGUGUUAUUGACAUUGUAAACAAAUACGCCUUUGUAGCCUCUGAAUUUCCUCUGAUUCUAUGUUUGGAAAAUCACUGUUCUAUAAAGCAGCAGAAGGUAAUGUUUCAACACCUUAAAAAAAUCCUUGGGGACAAAAUUCACACUGAUCCACCCAAACCCGAAGACACCUUCCUCCCAUCCCCCAAUGACAUGAAAGGUAAGAUUCUUUUGAAAGGAAAGAAGCUAGGGAGCACCUGCACAAGCUGUGAGGGGGAAGUGACUGAUGAGGAUGAAGGGGCAGAAAUGUCUCCGCGAAUGAACAUUGAAGGAGGAGAACCACAGACUGUUAUUCAACCUAAAAAGUUUCAACUCUCUAAAGACCUCUCUGACCUGGUGACCUUGUGCAAAUCUAUUCAGUUUAAAGACUUUCAAACAGCAUUCCAGAGCCAGAAGCAUUGGGAGCUUUGCUCUUUUAACGAGGUGUUUGCUAGCAGGUGUGCUAGCGAUUUUCCUGGUGAAUUUGUAAAUUACAAUAAGAAAUUUCUUGCUAGAGUUUACCCUAGUCCAAUGCGAAUCGACUCAAGCAAUAUGAACCCUCAGGACUUUUGGAAGUGCGGUUGCCAAAUAGUUGCAAUGAACUACCAAACUCCAGGUCUGAUGAUGGACCUGAACAUUGGCUGGUUCAGGCAAAACGGCAACUGUGGCUAUGUGCUUCGUCCAGCUAUCAUGAGGGAGCAGGUGUCUUAUUUCAGUGCAAAUACUAAAGAUUCAGUGCCCGGAGUAUCUCCACAACUUCUUCACAUAAAGAUCAUCAGUGGCCAAAAUUUCCCCAAACCCAAAGGCUCAGGUGCCAAAGGUGAUGUUGUGGACCCUUAUGUAUAUGUCGAGAUCCAUGGCAUCCCUGCUGAUUGUGCCGAACAAAGGACUAAAACCGUCCAUCAGAACGGAGACAACCCCAUUUUUGACGAGAGCUUUGAGUUUCAGAUUAACCUUCCUGAGUUGGCGAUGGUACGGUUUGUUGUUCUGGAUGACGACUACAUUGGAGAUGAAUUCAUUGGUCAGUACACCAUUCCUUUCGAGUGUCUACAGCCAGGCUUCCGUCAUAUUCCCCUUCAGUCGUUAACAGGUGAGGUACUUCCUCAUGCCUGGUUGUUUGUGCACGUGGCCAUUACCAAUCGACGUGGUGGAGGAAAGCCUCACAAAAGAGGGCUGUCUGUCCGCAAGGGUAAAAGGAGUCGGGAGUACGCCACUAUGAGGAUACUGGUUAUCAAGACAUUGGAUGAGGUUUUUAAAAGUGCCAUACUGCCACUUCGAGAAGGAACCGACCUCAGAGAGAACGUGCAGAACUCUGUAGCGUCAUUUAAAGAGCUGUGCGGUUUGUCUGCGGUGGCCAACCUGAAACAGUGCAUCCUGGCUUUGUCAUCUCGUCUCAUGGGUGCCGACAACAACCCGCUCGUGCUUUUCAACCUGAAGGAGCAGUACCCCAGCAUGGAGCCCCAGGGGCUGCUGCCUGAUGUCCUCAAGAAGGUUCUCGCUGCGUACGAGUUGAUGAUGCAGACGAGCAGGACGCUGAUGGAGAACUCGGACGGCGUCUACGAGAGGAUACUCCAAGUCCAGAAAGCAGCUAUGGAGUUUCAUGAGAAUCUUCACAACAUGGCAGUGAAGGAUGGUCUAAAAGGCAGGAAGCUCCAAAAGGCAGUGGAGAGCUUCACCUGGAACAUAACUAUUCUAAAGGGUCAGGCGGACCUGCUGAAGCACGCGCGGGCCGAGGUGCUGGAGAAUAUUAAGCAGGUGCAUUACGCCGCGCUCGCCUGCGACCUAUUCAAGGGGGCGACGUCGUCCAGCUCCGAAUCCAGAUCCCGCCGCAGCCUGGGAGCCAUCCCAGAGAGGGCGUCCGGAGAGGUCGUCAGCGACGACAAGGAGAACUGAAAUCUCAGAAAGCUUCUGAGAUCGUAACGUUACAGAGGAAGAGUAGAGUAAUCUAGCCAUUAAGAGGAAGCCAGGCUGUUACACAACCUGUGUUUCUUUUACACUCUUUCCAGUACCAUUCCAUAACGGUUAGGCCGAUGUGCCUCGACUAACUUCGCCAAAUCCCACGCCCCUCCCCCAACCUCAACCCCAGCCCUCUCCACCUAACUCAGGGUAGUCUGACAGGACUACUUUUAUUUCCAGAGUCCGCUAAUCACCUUGCUAGCGUGCUGGAACAGUGUUGUGAUUCACUGCAAGUGUUAAACUCAGACGUGCCCUUACAGAGCCAUCCUCGCUUCGGGACCGGCCAUAAGCACAAAUUUCUGAGCAGCUGAAACUGGAGACGAUUCCGAAAGAGAGAAAGUGAGAACGGUGAACGAAUGAGUCGAGCUGUUUACAAUGACAAACUAAUACAUGUUCUGUCUGCCAAAACAGUAUGUGUGUGUGUGUAUGUAUAUAAAAUGAUAAUUAUGUGUGUGUGUAUAUAUAUAUAUAUAUAUAUAUAUAUAUAUAUAUAUAUAUAUAUAUAUAUAUAUAUAUAUAUAUGAGAUAUGAGAGAGAGGGAGAGAGAGAGAUCUUUUUUUGCAAUGUGCACCAUUUUAACAGAUUUAUUUUGUUAAGGUAAACAGCUGUUUUAAAGAGAAUAUUUUAUUUGAACAAGUGCAACAGAUGGAAAAGAAAACGUGUAUGACACUCAUGGGUUGUUCGAUGACACACACUAAGGAUGUGUGUGUUACAGGUACAUGGUUCAUGAUUAACUCCUGGUCAUCAUUACUGUUAUAGUUCCUGGUAAACAAUUUGGUUUGUACAGGAAUCCAAUCCACGUGUUUUGCCUAAGCUAAGCCUGCCUAACAAGAUGUCUGUCGCCUCUCCGGUGUUGCGGUGAUCUCCGGCUCGUCUCGACGGUCUUUCCAGCGUGCCGAUCUACUGUUAGACCCAGUGAACCACUCCCAUACCGAUUACCAUCAUCUUUCCAGAACACCAAGAAACGGAAACCAGUGUUGUUUGAUACGUUUCAGUGCUGUAAAAGUCGGUGUCUUUUUAACUGUAGUUCAACCAUUUAUACCACCCCAGGGGGAGCAGGUUAGUUUUCAAACAAAAUAGCCGUUUUGUUUUUACCCCGUGAAGUCCUGAAAGCUCUGAAAUAAACUGUGUUGAAUAAAU
Tachysurus vachellii is the source of this 4796-nucleotide messenger RNA. RefSeq names its product inactive phospholipase C-like protein 2. The transcript is spliced from 7 exons. Gene Ontology annotation, molecular function: phosphatidylinositol-4,5-bisphosphate phospholipase C activity. The record is from RefSeq and is a predicted model, not a curated record. Bases 342 to 3593 code for a protein of 1083 amino acids. Gene Ontology annotation, biological process: intracellular signal transduction; lipid metabolic process. Lineage: Eukaryota; Metazoa; Chordata; Actinopteri; Siluriformes; Bagridae.